CCCCUUAGUAACCCUCGGCGCGUCUCAGGGAGGCAGAAUCACAAGAUGGGUUUGCUGUCAAUUUUACGGAAACUGAAAAGCACUCCUGAUCAGGAGGUGCGGAUCUUGCUCCUGGGGCUCGACAAUGGUGGCAAGACCACCUUACUGAAACAGCUGGCGUCUGAAGACAUUACUCAUAUUACUCCAACACAGGGUUUUAAUAUCAAGAGUGUCCAGUCACAAGGGUUCAAAUUAAAUGUGUGGGAUAUCGGUGGUCAGAGAAAGAUCAGGCCUUACUGGAGGAAUUACUUUGAAAACACGGAUGUAUUGAUUUAUGUCAUUGAUAGUGCAGACCGCAAGAGGUUUGAAGAAACAGGACAGGAGCUGGCGGAGUUGCUUGAUGAAGAAAAGCUCAGUGGUGUCCCAGUCCUGGUCUUUGCUAAUAAGCAGGACCUUCUGACCGCAGCUCCAGCGUCUGAGAUAGCGGAGGGUUUGAAUCUACACACUAUCAGGGACAGAGUGUGGCAGAUCCAGUCCUGUUCUGCCCUCACAGGCGAAGGAGUCCAGGAUGGCAUGAAUUGGGUUUGUAAGAGUGUGAAUGCCAAGAGGAAAUAGAGCUGUGUACUCUGACGGUGGCUUUUACCACAGGGCAUGUCGGGGGAAUGUUAAAACAACGGACAUGAGUUUGUCAAUCAAUUUAGAAAGGGAAGGCAAGCCCUCAAACUAUUUUUAAUCGCACUCUGCCUCUCUCUAGAGGACUACUAUGGUCAACGGAGCUCCAUACUGAAAUGAAUUAUUUUACAGAUGGUCCUAUUGCUAGUCUUAGAAAUUAUAAAAAUGAGAAGUCUUUAUGACUUAACAUUUUACUCUUGUGGAUUUGAAGAAAGGCGAUUUUUCUCUGAUACAUUCCAUAUCUUAAUUUCUUGAGAUAAGUCACUCAUGUUUUUAUUAUGAAUUUUCAGGAUGUUUUGAAGACUUGGUUACUCAUUUGUAGAAAUGAAGUGAGAUCCUUCACCGUUCCAUUCAAUAGCUUUACUUCUGCAUUUUCACGUCACUGACAAAUUCUUGUUACAGCAUCAUAUUUUUUGAGAGUGUAAAAGUGAUGAUGGUACUCAAAUGCAAUCGUUAACAUCAGAAUAUACAAGAGGAAAAUGGUAAACCAUCUACAGAUAAACAAAAUAUGAAAUAAUUUUUUGAUAAAUGUAAAUAAUGUUCCACACAGCAAAUUAUUUUUCAAAUGCUGCAUUUUAAAAGUUCUAUACUUUGUGGCCUGUACAGCUGUAAUCUACAUAGUUAUAAAAAGAUAUUGUAAUGUUUGUUUCAUCACACCAUAAAUAUUCCUGUAAUGAAUGACAAAACGUGUGUCUUAUCACUGAAGCAUACUGAAUAAAAAAACUGAAAACAA
Molecule: messenger RNA, 1384 nt
Organism: Triplophysa dalaica
Lineage: Eukaryota; Metazoa; Chordata; Actinopteri; Cypriniformes; Nemacheilidae
Gene: arl3b
Product: ADP ribosylation factor like GTPase 3b
Exons: 6
Coding region: 46-594 (182 amino acids)
Biological process (GO): cilium assembly
Cellular component (GO): microtubule cytoskeleton; cytoplasm
Molecular function (GO): GTP binding; GTPase activity
Source: RefSeq, a predicted model, not a curated record